UGGCAAUUUUUCACUCCCACCCCUCCAUUCUUCCCAGCCGCCACCCUCUCCCUUCCUGCCUCUUCUUCACGGCAGCAACAUCCAUCAGGGAGCCGUGCUUCUCCCAUGGCGCCUCCUCUCCUUCCCUUCCUCGAGCAAGCUCUAGUGAGCGCGCAGUGCAGCAACACCUUCUUCCCCAUGGAAGCCGGCGCUCCCUGUCCAUGGCGCCAUCUCCCAGCAGCCACUCCCAUGGCGUGCUGCUCGAGUCGGUCUCCUUCCUCCCUCUGUCCCUUGCCGCAGGAGCAGCAGCUCCUCCUCCCAUGGUCGGCCUCCCUUCUCCCCCUCGGCUCCUUCCUCCAGGCCGAGCUCCUAUGCCAGGAACGGCUGCUCCACUUGACCGUUGCUCCAUUUUUUUCCCCUCGCUCUGCUCUCUCGGCUGCUGGCGGCCAUGGCGCGACGCCUCCGCUCCUUCUCUCUACCCCACAAAACAGCCAGCGCGCAGGAGCUUCUUCUCCAUGGACGCCGACCAGGCUGGUCCCUCGCCUCUGCUCUUCCCCGUGGUCGCAGUUCUGCGCAGAGCUGCGAGUAGGAGCAUGCCAUGGCCGGAUCUGCCCCCUCCAUGGACGCCCCUUGCUGUUCCCUGCGCCCAGCUCUCUCUAUCCAGUGCGCCCCAUUUUCUUCCAUGGAAAACCAACAGCGAGCCCCCUUCCUCGCUGUUCGUCGUGGUGCCCGCCGGCUGUUCGGCAAAAUGCGCAGCAAGCCGCGCGCUGCAGCAACCCUCCCGUUCGAUCUCCACUCCCCUCGUCGCGUGUCGUCGCUCUCGUGCUCGCUGCGCAGCCCCAUCCGCAACACCAUCGAAAACCGUGCUAGUGGUCGGCGCCGCGCUUCGCGCCUUGCCCGUUCGACGAAACGCCAAGCCAUGUGGACAGCCCAUGCGUCUAGUCAUGACUCGUUCAGGUUGAUUGAUUUAUAGUUUAUAAAACAUAUGCUUUGGUUGAUGUCGGGCAGUGCAUGUAUAUAUGUGGAUGUGUGUAAUAUGUUUUGGCUAUACACAUUGGUAGGAUCGUGUUUGCGAUUGGAGAACAAAAGGUUAUGUGAUGUAUGCGAUUGGUAGUUGUCUAGUUAUGUUUUGGUCGAUGUGGUGCAUGUUUAAAAAUUGUAUUGGUAUGGAUUGAAGUUUGUGGCGAAAGAAAAAGAAGUAGAAAAGAACU
Messenger RNA from Zea mays, 1190 nucleotides. RefSeq lists its product as uncharacterized. Bases 578 to 952 code for a protein of 124 amino acids. The record is from RefSeq and is a predicted model, not a curated record. The transcript is spliced from 2 exons. NCBI's taxonomy places the organism in Eukaryota, Viridiplantae, Streptophyta, Magnoliopsida, Poales, Poaceae.